AUGCCCAAAAAAACCAGGCCCCCGCAAGCCCUGACUCCCGAGCCUCAAGCUCGUUCUGAGUCGCCUCCUCAGCCUGCCACUCAACGGGUGACUCGCGCGCGCAACAAGGUUGCCCACCCGGGGGCACGCGAUCUGCGGGGUUGGGACCCUGACAACCCCAAUCGCGUCCCCACCCCGCCGGCCGAAAAACGGGAGAAGUCCGCUGCUGCGAAAAAAAAGGAGGAGCAAGAAAAGGUCCAGCGGGAGCGCAAACAGGCCGCCGCCGUCGUGAGAGCCGCACGGGAGCAAGAUCGACUGCAGCGCGAAGAGGAGAGGGCGGUCGAGCAGCGUCGUAAUCCCCCUCCCCCUCCCCUCCGGCUCCCUCAAGCCAGACUCCCGCCAUCGAAGCCCUCCAGGGUCGCAAGAGAAACCUCCUUGCCGCCUCCUGACCGCUGA
Molecule: messenger RNA, 435 nt
Organism: Dichomitus squalens LYAD-421 SS1
Lineage: Eukaryota; Fungi; Basidiomycota; Agaricomycetes; Polyporales; Polyporaceae
Exons: 2
Coding region: 1-435 (144 amino acids)
Source: RefSeq, a predicted model, not a curated record